CCCUCCAUAUCAUGUGAUUCAGGUGUUCCAAGUCCCUCUCCAUAUCAUGUGAUUCAGGUGUUCCAAUCCUCUCCAUAUCAUGUGAUUCGGGUGUUCCAAUCCCCUCCAUAUCAUGUGAUUCCGGUGUUCCAAUCCUCUCCAUAUCAUGUGAUUCCGGUGUUCCGAUCCUCUCCAUAUCAUGUGAUUCAGGUGUUCCAAUCCUCUCCAUAUCAUGUGAUUCAGGUGUUCCAAUCCCCUCCAUAUCAUGUGAUUCAGGUGUUCCAAUCCCCUCCAUAUCAUGUGAUUCAGUUGCUCCAACCCCCUCCAUAUCAUGUGAUUCAGGUGUUCCAAUCCCCUCCAUAUCAUGUGAUUCAGGUGUUCCAAUCCCCUCCCAAUCAUGUGAUUCAGGUGUUCCAAUCCCCUCCCAAUCAUGUGAUUCAGGUGCUCCAAUCCCCUCCAUAUCAUGUGAUUCAGGUGCUCCAAUCCCCUCCAUGGACACAGGUAUAUACAAUCAAGCCCCUAGGCAUGCAGACUGCUGCUACAAACAUUGGUGAAAGA
Molecule: messenger RNA, 537 nt
Organism: Staurois parvus
Lineage: Eukaryota; Metazoa; Chordata; Amphibia; Anura; Ranidae
Source: the annotation of a GenBank genome assembly